Molecule: messenger RNA, 1134 nt
Organism: Rasamsonia emersonii CBS 393.64
Lineage: Eukaryota; Fungi; Ascomycota; Eurotiomycetes; Eurotiales; Trichocomaceae
Exons: 3
Coding region: 1-1134 (377 amino acids)
Biological process (GO): attachment of spindle microtubules to kinetochore
Cellular component (GO): mitotic spindle; mitotic spindle pole body; DASH complex
Source: RefSeq, a predicted model, not a curated record
AUGUCUGGGAGGGGGCUAAGGUGGGACACGACAUUUAUCAAGUCGAUUUUCUGGAAACAAUUUUUCGAGGCUAGCGCCAAUGUCUCUCUUUCGGGGUAUGAAGAGCAGCCGAACGAAGACACCGUCCAGGACCAGACGGUAACCGAGGAAUCGACCAACACCACUCAUACCACGCUCGACGACGCCGCGUCUUACGAGACGCCGUCAUCAGAGCACCUGGAUAUCGAUCAUCGCGGUGAAGAUCUGGAUCUCUCCUCACUCACGAUCUCCCCGUCUCACAGUACGCCGCGGCCCCCAGUGCGUCAGAGUGGACAAGACGAACCGACCACGUUGUCCAUUCCAUACCCCUCGCCAUACGAGACUCUCCGUGAGGAAGGCACCGGAAACGAAGAUACUUCGGCUCUUCCGGGCGAUACACCAGUGACCCCCGGAAGGUCUGCUGGCAGGCAACGGCAGGAUCAGUCCGAAACGCCACUGUCAUCUCCGUUUAUUCCUCCAGAAUCAACAGCCAGGAAGAGCAGGAACAACAAUAACAACCAGAAACCGACAGAUCCCGUUCUUCAUCGGGUGCUCGACAAGACUUAUCGCGUCCAAGCGACGCCGCUGACCAAAGGAACGGGCCGGACGAAAUUCACGGUGACCCCAAAAGACAAGCCUACGUCGCGGUAUGCAUUCGACGAUUCGCCCAUCUCCAGUCCUGAAAUGGAAGCUCCGAAGCUGCACGAAGAGAUCUUUUCCUCUCCGCUCAAGGGCCAGACGCCGGGCACGAGCCGAAAACGCCGGCCCAGCAAGACGCGCGUCACGCCGAAGCCUGGCAUUAGUGUGCUCACGCCAGCAAAGACACGAAAGGGCAGUGCCUGGGACAGCGACGACGACUUGGACGACCUGGACAAUGAGGAUUUCGGCACCAGCCCUCCGAAGACGAUGCAAUUCCAUAUCCCUCACAGCCGGCUCAUGAAAACACCAGCAAAGGAAGCAUCCAAGCGCAUCGUGUCGGAUAUCCUUGCUACGGCCGGCGGCACAGACCUCACGGACGAGUACGGGUACGGUUUAGAAGGACGUCAGCGAGAAGAGGAGGAACACAGCCCGACCGUUAUCCAACGCUCAAGGGACUUGGCAGAUGAAACUUUUUGA